AUGCCACAAGACCCAUGCUGGCCUGAACAUAAUCUAUGGGCGCGAUUCAACAAAACAGUGCAUGGAAGGUUGAUUGCAACAAUCCCAAUCGCCAGCGUGUGUCACAUCGACUCGUUCGCCCCGUACGAUAAAUCGCAAUGCGACCAACUCCAGUCCAAUUGGGGUUUCCCGAAAACACACUAUGAAAACCCCUCAUCCAUUAUGGCGCCAAGAUUCACGAAUCUAAGCUGCAAUCCCUUCUCAUCGAGACGAUCACCUUGCACGAUCGGGAAUUAUGUCCAGUACGCUGUGAAUGCGACAGAUGUCGCACAUGUUCGGGAGACGAUCAAUUUUGCAGCCCGUCACAACAUCCGCCUCGUUAUCCGCAAUACUGGACAUGAUCUGCUUGGGAAGUCCACUGGAGCUGGAGGACUGGCGAUCUGGAUGCAUUACAUGAAGGAUAUUUCUAUUGUGGAAUACGUCUCGCCGCACUAUUCCGGCAAAGCCGUGAAGGUGGGAGCUGGAGUUCAAUCCUUUGAAGGUAGCGAGGCAGCUUAUAAAGCUGGACUUGUUAUCGUGGGAGGCAACUGUGCCACGGUCGGGCUGGCAGGGGGGUAUUCCCAAGGCGGCGGUCAUGGCCAAAUGGUGUCCCAGGUAGGACUCGCUGCUGACCAGGUCCUGGAAUGGGAGGUCGUUCUCGCAAAUGGGAAACUGGUAACUGCAUCCCCAAUGGAACAUCCGGAUCUUUACUGGGCGCUCUCAGGUGGAGGCGGAGGAACUUACGGUGUUGUUGUGUCGAUGACGAGCAAGGCUUAUCCUGAGCUGCGGACGGUGUCGGGUAACAUUUCCUUCUCUGACACGGGUGUAUCGCGAGAUACAUUCUUUGCCGCGGUCGCAAAAUUCACAUCGAUUCUUCCCUCGAUCGGGGACGCUGGAGGUGCAAGUGUUUGGUGGUUAACUAACACUACACUGGCAACGGCGCCUACUACUAUUCCGGGCAGAACAGCGACGCUUUUCAAUUCUCUUUUUAGUCCUUUGAUUGAAUUCCUCCAACAAAACAACUUACAGCAUACAUAUUAUGUGGACGAUUUCCCCACAUACUACGACGCAUACCAGACGAUGAGCCCGCCGAACAACAUAACAGAUCAACUUCUUGGUGGUCGCCUAAUUCCAAGGUCCGUAGUCGAGCAGAACCUAGCGGAUCUAACCACCACAUUGCGGAAUAUUGUCGAAGGAAACGACGGGUUCCUCAUCUCAGGAAUAAUGGUCAACUCGUCUCGAGUUGCAUAUCCCGACAACAGUGUCAAUCCAGCCUGGCGAGAUGCGUUGAUGGACAUUGUAAUGGGGGCGAACUUCGACUAUGCUGAUUGGGAUACCGAUGUUGCCCGCCAGCAACUUAUUACGAACGUUCUCAUGCCCCAGCUAGAAGAGUUGACACCCGGAAGUGGUGCAUAUUUAAAUGAAGCUGAUCCAAAUCAGAUAGAUUGGCAGCAGGCGUUUUAUGGGGAUAACUAUGACAUUUUGUUAGAGAUUAAAAAAAAGUAUGAUCCUCACAGCAGGUUCUACGCUUUCAAGUCCGUGGGAAGUGAGGCUUGGACAGUGGUGGAGAAUGGGCGAUUGUGUAAGUCGCAAGCUGAUUAG
Messenger RNA from Penicillium vulpinum, 1620 nucleotides. RefSeq names its product FAD-dependent oxidoreductase. NCBI's taxonomy places the organism in Eukaryota, Fungi, Ascomycota, Eurotiomycetes, Eurotiales, Aspergillaceae. The record is from RefSeq and is a predicted model, not a curated record. The transcript has 3 exons. The coding region runs from base 1 to 1620 and encodes 539 amino acids. Gene Ontology annotation, molecular function: FAD binding; oxidoreductase activity.